Messenger RNA from Crotalus tigris (Tiger rattlesnake), 748 nucleotides. RefSeq names its product histone H3. The transcript has a single exon. Gene Ontology annotation, cellular component: nucleosome. Gene Ontology annotation, molecular function: protein heterodimerization activity; DNA binding; structural constituent of chromatin. Lineage: Eukaryota; Metazoa; Chordata; Lepidosauria; Squamata; Viperidae. The coding region runs from base 312 to 722 and encodes 136 amino acids. The record is from RefSeq and is a predicted model, not a curated record.
AUUAAUUAAAAGAAUUUAUUGCGGCACAUUUGUCCUUCAUCGCGGAGAAACGAACACAACAAUAAUAAACAAUAUAAUAGACAUAAUAAUAAGAAUAAAUAAUAACAUACAAACGGAGUGGCGUUUCUGCAAAUCGCCUCCAAUCCCUGCAGGGCGCCGAAGUUUUAAAAUUUAAGACGCGAUUGGCUAAAAGCGACAACCAAUCAAAACCAAGGAAGCAAGGUAUAAAUAGCGCGCCAGUCGCGGUUGCUUCUUAGUUCUUCGCUUCGCGGUGAGGGAGUUGGUGUUUUUUCUUGUGUCUUUGCUCCGAGAUGGCUCGUACCAAGCAGACCGCUCGCAAGUCUACCGGCGGGAAGGCGCCCCGCAAGCAGCUGGCCACCAAGGCGGCGCGGAAGAGCGCUCCGGCCACGGGCGGCGUGAAGAAGCCUCACCGUUACCGGCCCGGCACCGUCGCCCUGCGCGAGAUCCGCCGCUACCAAAAGUCGACGGAACUGCUCAUCCGCAAACUGCCCUUCCAGCGGCUGGUGCGCGAGAUCGCGCAGGACUUCAAGACCGACCUGCGCUUCCAGAGCUCGGCCGUUAUGGCGCUGCAGGAGGCGAGCGAGGCCUACCUGGUGGGGCUCUUCGAGGACACCAACCUGUGCGCCAUCCACGCCAAGCGCGUCACCAUCAUGCCCAAGGACAUCCAGCUGGCCCGCCGCAUCCGCGGGGAACGGGCGUAAAUAAAAAAAGGAGGCUUUUGCCUUUG